Messenger RNA from Spodoptera exigua (beet armyworm), 1829 nucleotides. The record is from the annotation of a GenBank genome assembly. NCBI's taxonomy places the organism in Eukaryota, Metazoa, Arthropoda, Insecta, Lepidoptera, Noctuidae.
CUGAUCAUUUGGAUUGUCAGUUGUGUGUUCGCGGAACGAGUACACGGCAAUUAAGUACAAAGUAUAUAAAAUAACUAUAAUAUUUUGAAUGAUUAAAAACUUUUUCAAAUAUGGAAAAACUUAAAUGUCUUUUGUUUUGUAUAGUUGUAAGUUUGUGUUCAUGUGAUGGUUACAAGAUAUUGGUAGUGUUUUCAACGCCGAAUCCCAGUCACGGCAUCCUUGGUGACAAUAUGGUCAGACAUCUUCUUGAUGCUGGACACGAAGUAACUUAUUUAACGCCGUACAUAGAGACACAGAAUAAUAAGACAAAGAAUCUACAUUUAAUCGACGUUAGUAACACCCAAAAUAUAUCUGAAGAGACGAAAGAUAUACUGGACUUCAAACAGAUUAUAAAAGGGACAGUAGAUCUGCCAGAUUUUAAACUUAUGUUUGAACUUGUUUCGAAAAUCGGUGACAUGAUACUAGGCAACCCGAAUGUGCAAAAGCUUUUGAAGGAUCCACAGCAGAAGUUUGACGUCAUUAUUUCUGAAUACAUGUUCCAUGGAUUGUUUUCUACGUUCUCUGCAGUUUUCCAAUGUCCUUACAUCUGGUUCUCAACUAUAGAACCUCAUUGGAUAGCGUUAAACCUAGUAAGCGGUCCGAUGAAUCCAGCCUAUAAUGGUGACUAUCUUCAAGGUCGAAUUCCGCCAUUUUCUUUCAUGGGAAGAGUUCAGGAGCUUUGGACGCAAAUCCAAGGAUUAUACUAUUAUAAAUACGACUUUCACUAUACAGAGGAAGCCAUAUACCAAAAGCAAAUAGUCCCAAUCUUAAAGGACCAAGGUAAACCAGUGCCUGAUUACAAUUUGCUUAAAUACAACGCAUCGUUAAUGUUGGGCAACUCACACGUGGCUAUUGGUAACGCAGUGCCACUUCCACCAAUCUACAAGCACAUUGGUGGUUACCAUAUUAAUGAAGAAGUUAAACCAUUACCAGAGAACUUGAAGAAAAUUAUGGACAGUGCCAAGAACGGCGUGAUUUACUUCAGCAUGGGCUCAAAUUUGAAGAGCAAGGAAUUACCGGAUGACGUUAAGCAUGGUCUGUUGGAGGUAUUCAGAGGACUAAAGCAAACAGUCAUAUGGAAGUUUGAGGAGAAUCUACCAGAUCAGCCAAAAAAUGUCCACAUCGUGCAGUGGGCACCUCAGCAGAGUAUAUUAGCCCAUCCAAAUUUGAAACUGUUCGUCACUCAUGGUGGUCUCCUGUCACUUACCGAAGCAGUUCAUUUUGGAGUUCCAAUUAUUGUGAUACCAGUUUUCGCCGACCAGUUCCUCAAUGCAAACCAGGCUCGGAACAAGGGAUUUGCAGAAAGAGUGGACCUUUCUCACCACUUACAUAAGGACCUGAAAGUUGCUUUGGAUAAAGUCCUUGGUGAUUUUAACAGAUACUCUGGCAGAGCCAAAGAAGUAUCGGCAGCAUACCACGACAAUCCGAUCAAACCGGGAGUAGCGUUGAACUUCUGGGUGGAGCACGUGGUGCGCACGCGCGGCGCCCCACACCUGCGCUCAGUGGCGCUACAGGUGCCGCUGUACCAACAAGCGUACCUAGAUCUAUUAGCUGUACUUCUAGCAGCUGCUGUAGCUAUAUUACUAGUAGUUAGAAGAAUUUUGAGUUUAUUGACUUCGAAGAGAACGAAGCUGAAGAAGAAUUAAAUGGGCUAUAACUGAAGUUGUUACCAUAAAUGACGCCAGUGCUUUAAGAUGUGAGAAAACGGAUAGGUAUUAUUUAUUUUGUUGAAUUAAAUAAGUACUAUUUGUACUCUGUUAAGUUGUUGUCAAUAAAAUAGUCAGUGUUAU